UCGUCUUGUCAGAUCCUGAUCAUUACAGUCGUGAUAGAGGCUUGCAGGUGAGUUCCAGUUGCCAACAAAGUCGAAUUGAUACGCGAAACCCAAUUCACUGGUGUCUUGCACGAUGAAAGUCACACCAACACGAAAGGUAUCGACAAUCCUGGCCAUGCUCAAGUUCUUUCAGGAGGUUUCAGCCGAUCAGAAGCCUGUCAAUGGCUCUACUGUGAAGGUCACUAUUGGAAAUACUGAAGCCCACUGUCUUCUUGGCGAUUGUCCUACAAAGAACCUAUCGUGUCGUCAGCUCAUCGAUUGCCUCUUCCUGAGCCCAUUAGAAAGGCAGCUCGACGAUGGAUGGGACAAGAUCAUGCCUCGGUUAGGGGAACGGAACUAUUUUGACUACAUUGUUGGUGCAGAUAAUCGAUUUACUCACGAGGAUCAGGGCCAGUCGAUGUUUGCGAUGCAAUUCACAGCAUGGAGAGUUCCGGGUAAUGGCGCAUAUGGGCGUCAAAUAUGGCCACUGGAUGCCACGGGCAAGACUGUGAUCAACUACGUUGUCGACUGCACGGCCGGCUACACAGGACCAUACGGCAAGCAUUACCAAGCCAGGACUGGCAAGUCUGUGCAUUGCUGUAAUGUCAAGCCUCAAGGGCCGGGCAAAACGUGUCAGGGUUAGCCUGAAGGCCCCGAGGCGAGGUGCUUCAAUUCAUGCACCACACUUGAGUUACGCUGAGCUUUUGAGGAGCUUGAGUCUUAUCCUAGCAAGUACUCUUUCAACUUAUCGCAAUCGUGAUCGUCUUCUAUUACACAUGGUGUCUGAACAAAUGCCAAGCUGACAUUUGAAGAACCCAUAGUUGUGCCGGCAAUGACUGGUGCGUCGCUCCGCUUUUGUCUUUGAGUCACGUCGGCAGCUUGCAAGCAACGACCAAGCUGUUUGCUAGCUAGGACUAC
This is a messenger RNA of Protomyces lactucae-debilis, 936 nucleotides long. RefSeq lists its product as uncharacterized. The transcript has a single exon. Bases 113 to 661 code for a protein of 182 amino acids. Lineage: Eukaryota; Fungi; Ascomycota; Taphrinomycetes; Taphrinales; Protomycetaceae. The record is from RefSeq and is a predicted model, not a curated record.